This is a messenger RNA of Verticillium nonalfalfae, 1266 nucleotides long. RefSeq lists its product as uncharacterized. The record is from RefSeq and is a predicted model, not a curated record. The coding region runs from base 1 to 1266 and encodes 421 amino acids. Gene Ontology annotation, molecular function: ATP binding; Hsp70 protein binding. Gene Ontology annotation, biological process: protein refolding; response to heat. NCBI's taxonomy places the organism in Eukaryota, Fungi, Ascomycota, Sordariomycetes, Glomerellales, Plectosphaerellaceae. The transcript is spliced from 4 exons. Gene Ontology annotation, cellular component: cytoplasm.
AUGGACUUUGGAGAAGAAGAUCUCGACCUCUACGGUCUCCUCGGUGUCGAUAAGACUGCGACACCCGACCAGAUCAAGAAGGCGUACCGCAAGGCCGCUCUGCAACACCACCCUGACAAGGUCUCCGAAGACAUCCGCGAAGAGUCCGAAGCAAAGUUCAAGUCCGUCACGCAAGCCUACGAGAUCCUCCGCGAUGAGGAGAAACGCCACAUGUACGACACCCACGGCAUGGCCGCCUUCGACGGACGAGGUGGUCCCGGCGGCCCGGAGGUCGACCUCAACGACAUCCUGUCCCAGAUGUUCGGCUUCGGCAUGGGCGGCCCUGGCGGUCCUGGAGGCCCUGGCGGCGGUCCCCAGAGGCCGCGCCGCGGUCCCGAUGAAGAGCAGGAAUACAGGGUGUCCCUGGAGGAGCUGUACAAGGGCAAGACUGUCAAGUUCUCCGCCGACAAGCAGAUCGUCUGCGGCACCUGCAAGGGCUCUGGCGCCAAGCCGAGCGUCAAGCCCACAAAGUGCGAAAAGUGCCAGGGCGCCGGCAUGUCCGAGGCGUUCCAGCAGAUUGGUCCCGGCAUGGUGCGCCGCGCCACCGUCGUCUGCGACCGCUGCGAGGGCUCCGGCAACCAGAUCAAGGAGAAGGACCGCUGCAAGAAGUGCAAGGGCAAGCGCACGACAUCCGAGAAGAAGGUGCUUGAGAUUUACAUCCCGCGCGGCUCCAUGAACGGCGAAAGGAUCGUCAUCGAGGGCGAGGCCGACCAGUUGCCGGACCAGACGCCUGGCGAUAUUGUUUUUGAGCUGGCCGAGGAGCCCCACGACGUCUUCACGCGCGAGGGUCACGAUUUGUCUGCGGAGCUCAACAUUACGCUGGGCGAGGCUCUUGGCGGGUUCUCCCGUGUUGUGCUGACGCACCUCGACGGCCGUGGCAUCCACAUUGACAGGCCUCGCGGCAAAAUCAUCCGCCCUGGCGACGUGCUGAAGGUGCCCGGCGAGGGCAUGCCGAUGAAGAAGGGCGAGCUGAAGGGUGAUCUCUACCUGAUUGCUAACGUUGAGUUCCCUGAGAACGACUGGCUGAAGGACGACAAGGAGCACGAGGCUCUGGCAAAACUGUUGCCUCCUGCUCCCGAGCUCAUCAAGGCCGAGGAGGUUGACGAUGUUGACUAUGAGUCUGACGCGGACUUGGCAGAGAUGGGCGCUCGUCACGGUGGCGGCGGCGGCGGACAGUGGGAGGAUGUUGACGAAGACGAAGGCCAACCGCAGUGCCAGCAGCAGUAA